AUCCGAUACAAUUUGGAGCGGGCGGGAACUGCAGCCCAUGGCCCUUCAUUUCCAACAAUAAGAGCCCAUGGAUUUGGAUCAAAGCCCAAACCCACGCCGGUCUCCUCCUAAAUCCUGAAUCCCUAGUUUUGCUUUCCCGCCGUUGCCUUCAGCUCCAAAGCGCCCUCCGAGCCCUCUCCGCCUGCCGACUGCUUACUGCUGCCGUGACAUCCGUCGCCUCGUCUCUUGUCUCCCGUCGCCACGCACCGCCGGAAUCUUUCUCUGAUCCACCCUCUUUGAUAGUAUCAAUACCCAGAUUGACAAGCCGGACUAUUGUCGAGAACUCUCGAUAGAUAAGGAAUAAAAGUGACAAUGGGGUUGCUGGACUCAUCUGGGGACUUGUCAGCGGAGAUGGAAGUGGAUGCAUUCAGGCGUCUCUUCCCACUACGCUACUAUGAGCGCCAUCUUGCCGAAUCUAUACGACCUGAUGGUAGGCCUCUUGGAAGGGCUAGAGAUACUACAGUGGCCUUGGGGGCUGUUUCUUCUGCUGAUGGAUCCGCUCUUGCAAAGAUUGGCUCUACUACAAUGCUUGCUGCCAUAAAAAUGGAAGUCAUGACUCCUUCCGCAGAAUCACCUGAUGAGGGGUGUAUAGCUAUUGAGUUCCACAUGCCACCAAUUUGCUCUCCAAUUGUUAGGCCUGGCAGGCCUGCUGAAGCAGCAGUAGUUGUGUCAAAGCAACUGUCUGACACCAUUUUGAGUUCUGGGAUGAUUGAUCUGAAGGAACUUGCUUUGGUCAGUGGAAAAGCUGCUUGGAUGGCUUACUUGGACAUAUAUUGUUUAGAUGCCGAUGGUGCACUUUUUGAUGCAGCAUUGCUUUCAGCCGUGGCUGCUUUCUCCCACUUGCAAAUCCCAGUAGUUUCCGUGAAUGACAAAGGAAAAAUAGUAGCCUUCACAGAGGAAGGUGAUGGGAGGAAGUUGGAGAAAGAAGCAGUUAACAAAGAGAAGAUAAAACUAACCCUCGGCAGCAUCCCUUUCUCACUUACAUGUGCACUACAUAAGAAGUACAUCUUGGCAGACCCCACGUCAGAAGAAGAAUCCAUCAUGGAAACUCUCGUGACAGUGGUCAUGGACUCGUCCGACAGACUUGUCUCGUUCUACAAACCUGGUGGACCCGCUCUUGCCUAUACCUCUCUUGUUACAGAUUGUGUAGCGUUGACGAGGCACAGAAUGAAAGAACUUGAGAAGAUCCUCGACGAAGCCUUUUCAGGGAUGGAGGUUGACUAGGUGUGCCUACCCAUUUGAGUUUAUUUUUACGUUGAAGAUGGAUUGAUGAAUACUAGUGCAUUCCACCCGGUUGGUUGUGUUCUUUUGAUGUUCUCAGCGGAGCAAGGACUGCUGAAUUGCAGAACCACCAGAAUUGUUGUCCCCUGUUCGAAUACGUGCAGUCCUAACUUCACAAUUUUUGUGUUUUGGUGGUGGUGAGGUUGGGUCGGGUAGGGUUAGGGUAUGGGGGUGUGUAGAAAAGAAAUUAGGUUUUUUUUAAUGAAUGUAAUAAUGAGGUGAAAAAUAUAAUUUUUAUUUUUAAUAUUUUUAGAAACCACGUC
This is a messenger RNA of Linum tenue, 1583 nucleotides long. Lineage: Eukaryota; Viridiplantae; Streptophyta; Magnoliopsida; Malpighiales; Linaceae. The record is from the annotation of a GenBank genome assembly.